Molecule: messenger RNA, 2815 nt
Organism: Mangifera indica (mango)
Lineage: Eukaryota; Viridiplantae; Streptophyta; Magnoliopsida; Sapindales; Anacardiaceae
Exons: 5
Coding region: 388-2595 (735 amino acids)
Source: RefSeq, a predicted model, not a curated record
UAUCCGGGGAAGUAAACUUCUUACGUUAAACACGUACUGAGUAACCAGAGUCUUUGUUUGAAACGUGUCAGUCAACAAAGAGAACAUUCCGAAAUUUAAACAAAAAUUCACAACUCAACUGAUCAUAAAAUAUCUUGCACCUACACAAAACUAAUAGAAUUUCCCUGUUUUAUCUCUAAAUUUUCUCCAUAAAUUGCGCCAUUUGGUCACAGGUUCUAAGUUCCAGCCUCUGCCUCCACAGAUUUCGCUUUCUACAAGUGGAGACACCACUAUCUCCAAUGCGUUUGACACAAAAAUUCUAAUUCUAUUUCUCAUGUUUAAGUCACAUAUCUCUUCAUUAACUUUGCUUCGUAUUCAAUAUUACACGCACAGGGGUUGAUUGAAUUGAUGGGUACCAAAAAUUUUUUCACGCUCGCUACCCAUCUAGAUUUUGUUCAUACAUGUUUUAUCAAGGAGUUUUUGCGCGGAGAUAUGUUUAGCUCUGUUAAUUCCUUGAGAGUUUUUAUCUCCAAAUUCUUGCUUUUUGUUUUCGGAUCAGUAGUUGCAUAUAUUUUCAGCUUCAGGCAGUCCGAUGGUAGUCAUCAAAUUGAUUCAUGUUUUCGUAAGGAUUCCAAGUUUGAUGAAUUUGUGGGAGAAGAGAACUGUGUUCAGGUUAGUAAGGAAGGUCGUGUUACUGAAUCCAUCCAAGUAAAAGACAAGGAAACUAAUAAGUAUGAGUUGUUGUCUGGGACACAUAUCAGUGCAAUCAUGGAAGAACCAAAAAAUAUGGUUUUUUCUGUGCAAGAAUUUUAUAUGGGUGGCCCAACUGAUACUGAAGAAGCUUUUCAUCAGGACAAAGCAGCGGAAUCUGUUGAAAAUGUUUUUAUCAAACAAGAGGAAACAUCAUUCCCUGAUGAUGAAGAGAGGGUUUUUACAGAAUAUAAGUUUAUGUACAACUGUGAUACAUCAAUCGAAGUUGCUUAUAUUUUGGAAGAUAGGCCAUUGCCAGAGGAUUCAGAGUUAGAUACGACUGACCCGAGUGGUCUUUGUGAUGCACCUGAAAUUCUCGAGGAGAAGGAAGAUAAUACUGAAACCAUGAUGGAUCAAGCAACAUUUGUUAUGGAAAACCAAACAUUUUAUUCUGACGAUGAUUACAUAGAAUUGAAACUUGAAUGUCAAAAUUCAAGUAACUUGGAUGAGGAUAUGUAUUCUAUUCAGGAUUUGAUGGAACCCGGCUAUGAAAUUGAGGAGGAAGAUUUAGAUCAUAAAGAGACAAAACCGGUUGGCUAUACUACUAGAAUUUGUGAAGAACCCCAGGUGCAUAAUUUAAGUAAUGAAGAGUUUUUGUCUGGAGGAGACUUGAAUGAAGCUGGGGACAAUCAGGAGGAGGAAGAUAGUUCAGUAGAAUUCGAAGAAUCAAGCUUCGAGGAAAAAGGAUUCAUUUCAGAUUAUGAUGACGAUGAAGAUGAAGAUGAUUUGGAGUUCUCAAAAGAACAUGAGGAUUUUAUAGAGCAGUUGAGAAUGGACCUGAGAAAUGCCAGAACUGGAGGGCUUCCAACCAUUAUGGAAGAGUCAGAGUCUCCACAGAUGGUUGAGGAACUAAAACCAUUAAACAUUGAUAAAAAGUUAGAGCACAAAGAUCGAAUGGUAGAAAUUCACAAGUUCUAUAGGAGCUACUUAAACAAAAUGCAAAAAUUGGAUGUCUUGAAUUCCCAGACCAAGCAUGCAAUUGGUUUACUUCAACUGAAAAAGCCAUGUCAAUUGAUUAGAACACAGAAGUCUGCAGUUCCAGCAAUUAAAUCUUUUUUCUCACACAACUUAUGGCGUUACAAACUGCUGAGGUGUGAAUCCAACUCAACACUGAAUUUCAUUGGAGAACUGCACAGGAAUUUUGAGUUGGUGUAUGUUGGACAACUCUGUCUUUCCUGGGAAAUUCUCAAUUGGCAAUACAGGAAAGUCUUUGAAUUGCUGGAAUACGAUGGUCAACAACUUCGUCAAUAUAAUCAAGUUGCUGAUGAAUUCCAAAUUUUUCAAGUACUUCUCCAAAGAUUUGUAGAGAACGAACCAUUCCAAGGCCACCCUAGGGUUCAAAACUAUGUUGACAGCCGGCGCGCUCAUUGUAAUCUUCUUCAAGUUCCUGUCAUUAAAGAUGAUAAUUUGAAGGAUAAGAAGGGAAGAAGAAGUGAUGAAGAAGGUACAAUUACAAGUGCUAUGUUAACAGAAACAAUAAAAGAAUCAAUGCGGGUGUUCUGGGAAUUUCUUCGCGCUGAUAAAGAUGAUUCUAAUCUGGUGUUAAAGGGUCCUGAGCUCCAAGACCCCAUAGAUUUAGAGCUUCUAAUACAUAUCCGAACAGAUUUUCAAAAGAAGGAGAAAAGGAUGAAAGAAUUAUUGAGAAGUGGUGGCUGUAUAGUGAAGAGAAUCCAAAAGCGCCCUGAAGGAAGAUUAAAUUAUGCGAUGUUCUUCGCCCAGGUAGAAUUAAAACUAGUUUCAAGAGUGCUAAAUAUGUCAAGAUUAACAACAGAUCAAUUGGUAUGGUGCCAUGAGAAGCUAGCCAAAAUUAACUUUUCGAAAAGAAAAGUAGUCUUAGAAUCGUCAUUUUUGCUCUUCCCUUGUUGACAGAUAUUGCCUCAUCUUCAUUUUUGCUCCUUGAAGAGAUUUAUACAAAUAGACCAAAAAAAAAAAAAAAAAUGUAGAAUUUAGAGUACAACGUAGAACAAUUACUCAUUCAAUCAGGGAUAAUUUAUAAAUUCCCUGAUAUAUGCCCGUUAUCUUAUUAUUUUUCCUUUUUAAUAUGAUUUGCCACGGCGAAAAUGUCACUACACACAUACUUUACAUG